Messenger RNA from Closterium sp. NIES-67, 2787 nucleotides. The record is from the annotation of a GenBank genome assembly. Lineage: Eukaryota; Viridiplantae; Streptophyta; Zygnematophyceae; Desmidiales; Closteriaceae.
UCGUUUUCUCGCAUGUGCAUGACGUCCCCCUUCCGUGGACUCGAGUGUCCCUCGUAGCUUCCUUUUGCCUCGAAAGCACCGACAGCUUAGCAGCCAUGGUUUGGCUCUGGCGAAUUCCCGACCUACAGUGUCAUAGACGGCUCUGGACCCUUCCAGUAACUCAUGGCGAAUUCGUCCCACGCUGCUGCCGUGUCGCUGUAACCUGCGCAUACAUAAGCCGAGCAGGGGUUAGAAACAUUUGUCAUACGACAGAGGUCGUCCCGUUGCGAGGCUGCAGAAAGCCGUGUCGAGGUCGGUGGAGCUGUCCGUCGGUCAGACUCAAACUUGCGAUUAGUCCUGGCGACGCGACGCCUUACGAAUAAGGUUGAAAAGCUCUCUCACUAGACUGGAAUAGCGCAAUAGAGGGGUGAUAGGAGUCUAGUUUUGAGGCACCUCAAAACUAAUCGCGGCGACUAUGAAUUCGAGUGGAGCCGCAGUCGCAGCUACUAAAGUGGCGCCGCGAACGAUGCUGUCACCAUGUGCGGUGGUCUCGCCUAUCCCUGUGCGCGCCGUCCCUAGCAUCACAGCUUCCUUCAGGACCCUUCACGGAUGCAGGAAAGUUUUAGCGCCUAAAUCGUUGAGUCGGCGGACUUCCGGCGCUGGCGGCAGCUGCGCGCGGAGAUUCCGCCGACCCCCCGCCGUAUCUUGCGCCCUCGCAACUCCCCCCGAUCCCACGCCCUUGGAAGGAUCCGCCAAGGCACAGGGGGGAACUCCCGACACCCCCGCGAAAGUGCGGGUUUCGGCGGAACGGAGCAUGAAGGCUCUCGACGACUCGUUUCACUCGGAGCCGAAAUCGCGCCGCGAGUUCGUGUGGGAGAAGAAUUGGUACCCCGUGUCUUUAAUCGAAGACCUCGAUCCGAGCCGCCCGACGCCUUUCCAGCUCCUUGGUCGCGACAUGGUGAUCUGGCGCGACUCGCAGGGCAUUUGGCGGGCACACGCGGACCGCUGCCCGCACCGCCUCGCGCCGCUUUCCGAAGGGCGGUUGGACGAGAACGGAUUGCUACAGUGCCCGUACCACGGCUGGUCGUUUCGAGGCGACGGAAGGUGCGCGGUCAUCCCCCAAGCCUCGGACACAGGCCCGGAAUCCCGAGCCUGCUCGUCGUCCCGAGCCUGCGUAGCUUCGUACCCAGCCGUGGCUUCCCAGGGACUCUUAUUCGUGUGGCCGGAGGAAGGGCGGUGGACCGAAGCUCUAGCUGUCGAGCCGCCGCGAUUGCCGGACGUGUUUGAGGACGAGGGGUUUUCGAGUGUGACUAUACAGAGGGAUCUGUAUUAUGGAUUCGAUACGCUCAUGGAGAACGUGUCGGAUCCCUCCCACAUCGAAUUCGCCCACCACAGUGUCACAGGGCGCAGGGACCGAGCCAAGCCUCUGCCGUUCACUAUCACAUCCAGCGGGCCGUUUGGAUUCGAAGCCACCACCGAUACAAGCACGCCCGCCACAGUCACAUCCGCUAAAAGCACCGCCACUCAAAACCACCCCAAUUUCAGCACCAACACAGCAGACGAGUCAACCGUAGAGGAUAGUUCCAUUCCUCGGAUCUCCUCCUGGUUCAUGGCGCCCUGCUCCCUCUUCAGCCGAAUCGACCUCUCCCCCACCAUCCCCGUUAUAGGCAGGCAGCACUGGCAGCUCUGGAUCUGCUCCUUUAACGUCCCCAUGGGCCCGGGCAAGACGCGCUCUAUCGUGUGCAGCGCGAGAAAUUUCGCUCGGCUGACCGUGCCUGGGGGGAAGUGGUGGCAGCUGUACCCGCGGUGGCUGGAACACCUGACGUCAAAUCUUAUCUACGAUGGGGAUAUGAUUGUGUUACAGGGGCAGGAGAAGGUUCUGAAAAGGGGAGGAGGAGGAGGAGGAGGGGGAGGUGGAGGCGGAGGCGGUGGCGGAGGAGGGGGUGGAGUGCCGUAUAACAAGCUUACCUUCACUCCUGCAGCCGCCGAUAGAAUGGUCUUGGCUUUCCGAAACUGGCUUCGUAGGUACGGCGGUGACGAGCCAGCUUGGGACCCAAGCCUAACCGCAGGCUCGGCGAGGUUUGCACCUCUCCCAUCCACUGUUCUGUCCCGUGCAGAAAUGCUGGACCGGCUCGGACAGCACACGGAGAAAUGCUCGUCCUGUCGGGCAGCUUUGAAAAAUGUGAGAAGGCUGUCGGCUGUGUUGACGGGGGUGGCAGUGGUGCUGCUGGCAGCAGCACCAGUAGUGCCCGAGGAAAUGGGUCUUGGUGCUAAGGCGGGGCUUGCAGUGGGUGUGCUGGUGUCCUUGGCAGGUGCUGCUUGGCUGAAGUACAAGCUAGAGCCGCAAUUUGUGCAUCUUGACUAUGUGCAUGCUGAUGUGGAGUGAGUGAGGGAUGUGCGUGGUUUCAAGUGGGAUUGGGUGCCAGAGCAGGGUUAGCAGUGGUUGACCUGGGUUUGAUAGAAUGAGCUAGCUGUUGCUGCUGCUUGGCAUGCCUGGAGCUGAGUUUGUGCGACUAGGCUAUGUGCAUGCUGUUGUGAAGGUGUCAGAAAUAUGGUGUUGGCAGGGGUGGAAGUAGUGUGGCUGGGAGCAGCAGAGGUGAUGGGUGUUGCUGCUAUGGCAGGGGUGGUGUUAGCUGGAGUGACAGUUUGUGCAUAUACGGUAGAUAACGCUUUUUAGUCGACUCCAAUACAUAUGGAUUAUGUACAGGUUAGGGCUGGAGGGGCUUCUACCUCACAUCGCGCAGUAGAGAUUUCAUGUGCACAAUUGGUGGUGUAGUGUGCUCUGUUCCCCUGUUUGGUUGACGAUAA